Ceratitis capitata (Mediterranean fruit fly) is the source of this 2669-nucleotide messenger RNA. RefSeq names its product heat shock protein 68-like. Gene Ontology annotation, biological process: cellular response to unfolded protein; protein refolding. The record is from RefSeq and is a predicted model, not a curated record. Gene Ontology annotation, cellular component: cytoplasm. Bases 531 to 2462 code for a protein of 643 amino acids. The transcript has a single exon. NCBI's taxonomy places the organism in Eukaryota, Metazoa, Arthropoda, Insecta, Diptera, Tephritidae. Gene Ontology annotation, molecular function: ATP binding; ATP hydrolysis activity; heat shock protein binding.
UUAGCAUUUUUUUCUAGGUGGCAAUAUCUUGAAGUUAAAUGAAAAUAAAAUGUGAUGUCAAAAAAUCUUAUCCUGAUAGUUUUAUACUGAGUGAAAUUAUCAAAUAACAGGAUUGUUUUUACGCAUGUACAUUGUGACGUAAUAUCAGAUUUGAGAAACACUUUGGCGCAAUCUAUUAUUCUCAAUUAUUCUUGCCAUCCACCUAACGAAUACAUAUUUAAAUAAUCUCCAAAAUGUUUGUGGGCGCCCAGAGAACAUUCCCCUUUUUCUAUAGUUGUUUUUUCGCCUUGAACCGCUUGUUUAAAAGAACUCUUGUGUAGAUUUAAAAAAUCAAGUUAUAACAAAUUCACUCUCUGUUUGAGUUGAUAUAAAUAGAGUCUCUUUGCUGCUUAGCUUAUAUUAAGAAAAGAAAACAAGAGCACAAAUUUAAAAACACUUUUUAACUAGCCUGUCUUCAAAAUAUUAAAGAACAGUAAAGUUUUAUUAAAAACAGUAUACUCGUAUAUAGAGCAAAACAUCAAGUUGAUAAAAUGGUUGCAAUUGGAAUUGAUUUGGGGACAACAUACGCAAGAGUUGCAGUCUUCCAAUAUGGCAAAGUGGAAAUCAUUCCAAAUGAACAAGGUAAUCGCGCAACACCUUGCUUUGUUGCGUACACAGAUUCAGAGCGGUUAAUUGGAGAUGCUGCGAAAAAUCAAGCUGCCAUGAACCCAAAAAACACAGUUUUCAAUAUAAAACGUUUGAUUGGACGAAAUUGUUAUGAUGAGAAAAUGUUUCAAGACGUAAAGGAUUGGUCAGCUUUUGACGCAGCUGUCGUUUGCGCAAGGGUAAAAUUCGAUCUUGACCUUAAAGAUGAAGAAAAGUUGCUAAUAUCUCCCGAAGAAAUCAGUUCAUUGGUGUUGAUUAAAAUGAAAGAGGCUGCCGAAGCAUAUCUGGGAACAACAGUGAAGGAUGCAGUCAUUACAGUACCAGCUUACUUCAAAGACGUUCAGCGCCAGGCUACAAAAGACGCUGGUGCCAUUGCUGGAUUGAAUGUUCUUCGAAUUAUAAAUGAACCAACAGCAGCAGCUUUAGCGUAUGGUUUGGACGAGAAUCUUAAAGGCGAACGCAAUGUGCUCAUAUUCGAUUUAGGAGGUGGUACUUUUGAUGUAUCAAUUGUGACAAUUAAAGAGGACAAAUUGUUUGAGGUACGCGCUGCAGCAGGAAACACACGAUUGGGUGGUGAAGAUUUUGACACCCGCCUGGUCAACCACUUUGCAGAAGAAUUUGAACAAAAAUAUGAAAAGGACUUACGAUCGAGCCCACAAGCAAUGCGUCGUUUGCGUACAGCGGCCGAACAAUCGAAGCUCAUUUUGUCAUCGAGCACAGAAGCCACCAUUGUACUUGAUGCUUUGUAUGAGGGCGUAGAUUUCUAUACAAAAAUAAGUCGAGCACGCUUCGAAGAAAUGUGUGAUGAUUUGUUCCAUAGCACUUUGGAUUCAGUGGAAAAAGUUUUGAACGACGCUAAAAUGGACAAAAGUCAAAUCCACGAUAUUAUUUUGGUUGGUGGUUCUACACGCAUUCCUAAAGUACAAAGUUUGCUACAAACAUUCUUCGGUGGAAAGAGUUUGAAUCUUUUUAUGUCAGAUGAGGCGGUAGUAAACGGUGCUGCGAUUCAAGCAGCAAUUUUAAGUGGUGAUAAGAGUAGUCAAAUUCAGGGCGUAAGUAUAGUAGAUGUAGCACCAUAUUUAUUAGAAAUUGAAACCACUGGCUUAGUUACCACCAAACUCAUGGAGCGAAACACCCGUAUUCCAUACAAACGAUCUAUAAAAUUCACAACUUCCUCGGAUAAUCAACCAUUUGUCAAUAUUCAUGUAUUUGAGGGCGAACCUGCAUCGGCCAAAGACAUUAAUCUGCUGGACAAUUUCCUUUUGUAUCGACUUCCGCUAGCACCGCGUGGUGUACCCAAAAUAGAUGUAACUUUCGAUGUAGACGUCAAUGGAAUUUUGAAUGUGACAGCCCAGUUGAUCUCUGAAAAGGCUACGAAACUUCGAGUCCGUAGAGAAGAUAAAAUACGCUUAACUCUAGUAGAAGUCGUUUGCCUUUCUGAUGAAGCUAAAGAAUAUGCCGCUGAAAAAGAAAAAGAACGGCAAAGAAUUGCUGCGCAUAAUCAACUCAAAAACUAUGUACUUAGUAUAAAACAAGCAGCUGAUAAAGCUGGCAAUGAGCUAGAUCAUUCUGAUAAAUAUCUAGUGCUGAAAAAGUUCAAAGAGACGAUUAAAUGGCUGGACGCCAAUACUACUACUGCCGAAAAAGAAGAUUACGAUUAUAAGCUUAAGGAGUUGACCAAAAUCUGUAGUGCAACUUUAGCAAAGAUGCAGCUUUCAGCAGACGGUUCCGGUCCACAGCCUAGCUAUUGCGGUAAACAAUCUUGUAACAAUGUAGGCGGCAAUUAUGGUGGAUCCGCCGUUAAGGAAGUGGAUUAAUGCUUACAAAAUAAACUUAAGUAUUUAGUUUUAUGUUUGCAGUAUUAAACUCAUACACAUAGAUAUACGAAAUAGCAUUAUAUACUAGCAGAAUUUGUUAUAUUAGCAGGCCAGGCCAUCUAUUAGUGUAGAUUUCUAUGUAUUUUGUUAAAUUUUUCUUUUAUUAUUGCAAAAGAUAAAUAAAAGUUUUAAUUAAUCACAAUGUAA